UCACCAGGGGAAUGUGAGCGCUCCUGCCUGGGGGCUGGAGUCUUCCUGAGUCCCGGGAGAGACUGAAGGCAUUCCCGCCAUGGCCAGCCCAAGGGGGUCAGGAGCAGGCCCUCCUAGAGGAGCCCCCAAUCCGGCCAGCCUGCCUCCAGAAAAGCCAGCCCAGGACCCUCUGUACGACGUGCCAGAUGCUGGAGGGGGAACGGCGGGGGGCCCCCAGCGACCGGGGCGCACAGUGAGCCUGCGGGAGCGCCUCCUCCUCACCCGGCCCGUGUGGCUGCAGCUCCAGGCUAACGCAGCGGCCGCCCUGCACACGCUGCGGACGGAGCCCCCGGGGACGUUCCUGGUGCGCAAGUCCAACACCCACCAGUGCCAAGUGCUGUGCGUGCGGCUGCCCGAGGCCAGCAGCCCCUCCUUUGUCUCCAGCCACUACAUCCUGGAGGGCACAGGGGGCAUCUCCUUGGAGGGCUCAGAGCUCAGGUUCCCAGACCUAGUCCAGCUCAUCUGCACCUCCUGCCAUGACCGGGACGUCCUCCCCCUCCGGCUCCAGCUCCCCAGAGCCAUCCGCCAGGCAGCCACCCACAAGGAGCUGGAAGCCAUCUCUCAUCUGGGCGCCGAGUUCUGGAGCUCGUCCCUGCACACUAAGGCCCGGCCGGGCGCGGAGGAAGGCCCACUGCUGCCCCGACUGAAGCCGCGGCCCCCCCAGGAGCUGGACCAGGGCUCGGGGGCCGCCCUGUGCUUCUUCAACCCCCUGUUCCCAGGCGACCUGGGCCCCGCCCGGCGCGAGAAGUUCAAAAGGAGCUUCAAAGUGUGCGUGUCCACCGAGACCUCCAGCCCCCUGUCCCCGCCCGCGGUGCCACCGCCCCCGGUGCCCGCGCCGCCGCCCGGCGCAGCCCCCAGCCCCGCCGCCAGGGGGCGCCCGCGCCAGCUGCUGCGCCGGGAGAGCUCGGCCGGAUACCGGGUGCCUGCGGGCCUCCCGCCCCUGCCCUCCCUGCAGGAGGUGGACUGCGGCUCCCCCAGCAGCUCGGAGGAGGAAGCGGGGGGCCCGGGGGUCCGGGGGAGCCCCGCCAGCUCGCCGCCCCUGGGCCGCCGCCGCCCGCUGCUCCGCUCCCUGAGCGCCGCCGUCUGCUCGCUGCUGGCGCCCGAGCGGCAGGUGGGCCGGGCGGUCGCGGAGCUGGUGCGGGACAGACACACGGCCGCCGGCCAGCUGGUGCAGGACCUGCUGACCCAGGUGCGCGCUGGCCCCCAGCCCCGGGAGCUGCAGGGGGUCCGCGAGGUGCUGAGCCAGGCCCGGGCCAUGCUGAGCGCCGAGCUGGGCCCCGAGAAGCUGCUGCCCCCCGAGAGGCUUGAGCUCGUGCUGGAGAAGUCCCUGCACCGCUCGGUGCUCAAGCCCCUGCGGCCUGUCCUGUUGGCCCGUCUGCGGCGCCGGCUCUGCGCCGAUGGCUCCCUGGGCCGCCUGACUGAGGGGCUCCGCAGGGCUCGCACCCAGGGCGCUGCGGCCUUUGGGGCGCCCGUGAGCCUGCCCUCACCUGCCCAGGUGGAGCAGGUGCGCCAAAGGCUGCUGCAGCUGCAUCGCUCCUAUUCCCCCAGCGCCCAGGUCCGACGGCUCCUGCAGGCCUGCAAGCUGCUCUACACCUGCCUGAGGGCCCAGGCGGGGGAAGGUGCUGGGGCGGACGCGUUUCUCCCACUGCUGAGCCUGGUCCUGGCGCACUGUGACCUGCCGGAGCUACUGCCCGAGGCCGAGUACAUGUCGGAGCUGCUGGAGCCCGCCCUGCUCACCGGGGAGGGCGGCUACUACCUGACCAGCCUGUCAGCCAGCCUGGCCCUGCUGAGUGGCCUGGACCAGACCCAGACCCUGGCCCUCAGCCCCGCGCAGGAGCUGCAGCGGGCCCUCCGCCUCUGGGAGCAGCGCCAUGUACCCGCCAGCCCAGGCUCCCAGCAUCUGCUCCGAGUGGCCUAUCAGGACCCCAGCAGCGGCUGCACCUCCAAGACCCUGGCUGUGCCCCCUGGCGCCUCGAUGGCCAGCCUGGCCCAGCUCUGCGCCACCAAGUUCCGGGUGGCCCAGCCAGACACUUUCGGUCUCUUCCUGUACAAGGAGCAGGCCUACCACCGCCUGUCACCUGCAGCCCUGGCACACGGGCUGCCAGCAGCCAGCUAUCUGGUCUACCGCCGCCGGGCUGAGACCCCAGGGGCCUCCCCUGGGGCUGCUCCCCAAGAGGGCAGGGAGGAGCCACAGGCUGGGGCCAGGGGUGGGGUGGAAUGGGACCCAGGAGAUGGCAGUGUGCAGGUCAAAAGCAGCCCCGGGGAUAACAGAGGAGAAUCUGAAGCAAGAGCUAAGGGGGCAGAGGAGGCUGAGGAAGCUGAGGGCCAAGAUAGGAGACCCCCUGCCCAGCACAGGGGGCCAGAGACUGGGGGGACCCAGGCAGCAGAGGAGUAGCAGGGAGUGAUGAGUCAGAUAGGAAGCUCACUGAGGCAGGAGGCUGAGCCAGAUGGGAAGGCUGCCACGGCCCCCACCCUAACAGCCACGACCUUCCUCUGCCCCAAUGAGCCAUCUCCUGUGUUUGCCACCUUCUCUGCCUCUGUGAUCACCCCAGAAGGAAGGGGGGCAUGUGCUGACCAUAUCUUGAGGAGUGGAGCAAGGAGGGGCUUGAAAAAUAAGUGACCAGGCCCCUUCCUCUCUGCCCCCCGCCCAGUGAAUAUUCACCUCGGGCCUGGGCAGAGGUCUGUCCCCUCUCACGUGCCCUACGCCCCGGGCUCAGUCCCGGACACAGAGCUGGCCAGGGGUUCCCUCCAGACUGAGGGCUUUAGAGCCCCAAAACACCGCUCUACCUACUCUGGUUAGGAUGGAGGAGGGGAGGCAGCAGAGGCCCCAGGCUACUUGAAGAAGGUGCAUCCUGGGUGGAGGCAGAUAGCAUAGUGGUUCUGCAAAGAGACUCUCAUGCCUGAGGCUUCAAGGUCCCAAGUUCAAUCUCCAGCACUGCCAUUAACUAGAGCUGAGCAGGGCUCUGGUAAAAAAUAUAUAUAUAUAUAUGGAGUCGGGCAGUAGUGCAGCAGGUGGCGCAAAGCACAAGGAUUGGUGUAAAGAUACCGGUUCAAGCCCCCAGCUCCCCACCUGUGGGGGGUGGGGGUCACUUCACAGGUGGUGAAGCAGGUCUGCAAGUGUCUAUCUUUCUCUCCCCCUCUGCCUUCCCCACCUCUCUCCAUUUCUCUCUGUCCUAUCCAACAAUGACGACAUCAAUAAUAACUACAAGAAUAAAACAACAAGGCAACAAAAGGGAGUAAAUAAAUAAAUAAGCAUUAAAUAUAUAUAUCUAAAUAUA
Erinaceus europaeus (western European hedgehog) is the source of this 3317-nucleotide messenger RNA. RefSeq names its product Ras and Rab interactor 1 (gene RIN1). Lineage: Eukaryota; Metazoa; Chordata; Mammalia; Eulipotyphla; Erinaceidae. Gene Ontology annotation, molecular function: guanyl-nucleotide exchange factor activity; small GTPase binding. The transcript is spliced from 10 exons. Gene Ontology annotation, biological process: signal transduction; vesicle-mediated transport. Gene Ontology annotation, cellular component: cytosol; endocytic vesicle. The coding region runs from base 80 to 2434 and encodes 784 amino acids. The record is from RefSeq and is a predicted model, not a curated record.